Messenger RNA from Teleopsis dalmanni, 1284 nucleotides. RefSeq lists its product as uncharacterized. The record is from RefSeq and is a predicted model, not a curated record. Lineage: Eukaryota; Metazoa; Arthropoda; Insecta; Diptera; Diopsidae. Gene Ontology annotation, molecular function: zinc ion binding; nucleic acid binding. The transcript has a single exon. Bases 1 to 1113 code for a protein of 370 amino acids.
AUGGAGAAGGAGGUAUUAAACAUACCUUUAUCCCCCAAGCCUGAUGAGGAUAAGCUGGUACAACUAUCUGCGAUGAUGGAAUCACAAAGGCAUAUUAAUAAGGAUAUGCGGGAUCUGCUUGCACAGAUAGUUAAGAUGUAUAAGACGGAACAAGAAAGGGGGCCACAAGUGCCGUUGGUGGCUAAGAGUGUAGCUUCCAUUAGCGUGCAAACUCAGGGAGCACUAAAGCGUGCUGCGAAAGAAAAACCGAACGGCCCACCACCCAAAGUCCAAAUUAGAGAAAUUGGAAGUAAGGAGCAGGAAACGAAUUUUCACAAAUGGCAGCUAGUGCAAAAGAAAAAAGGGAAAACUGUGCCAAAUCUGGACCUCAUUAAAGCGCCUAGAGUAAAACCGGAAGCAAUUCUCAUUAGUAAGACGGCAGACAAGUCUUACGCUGAAAUGUUAAAGAUCAUUAAAACAAAACCAGAGCUACAAGAAUUCGGAAAAAACGUGAACAAAAUCCGAAAAACUAAAGAGGGGGAAAUAUUGAUUCAGCUUACCAAAGAAGCUGGAAAUUUAGCGAAGGACUUCUGCAAUGAAAUGAAAAACACACUUCAGAAUUGUGCUAGUGUAAAAUCUUUAACACAGCACACCCUAAUAGAAUGCAGGGAUUUGGACGAGAUAACAUCCAACGAAGAGGUGCGCGCGGCGAUUGCUGAUCAAUUUCCAGCAAUAAAUGUAAGUGACAUCAACGUCAAGUUUUGGCGUGCCGCAAGGGACAGCACAAGAUCAGCAAUUAUUGACCUUCCUACUAAGGAUGCCAGUGUAUUGAUCGCAGCUGCCUCAGUCAGAGUUGGCUGGGUACGCAGUAGGAUCAGAAAGCAUAUCACACCCAUGAGGUGUUUCAAAUGUCUUCAAUUUGGACACGCUGCUAGACAGUGCAAAAGCGAUAAUGACAGAUCAGGCACAUGUAUGAGAUGUGGACAAGAUGGCCACAGGGCAAAAACGUGCUCGGCGCAACCAAAAUGCAUCCUAUGUCCGGAAAACUGCAACGGUGGCAAUCUACACUACUCAAGAAGUUCCAAAUGUGAAUUCUACAGGAAGGCUAUAAAGGAGCUUAAGUCCAAAAAAUGAUUAAAUUUCUGCAAUUGAACCUAAAUCGAUGCGAAGCUGCCCAAGACCUUUUAUCCCAAACAGCUUUGGAAUUAAAGACAGAUGUACUCGUAAUUAGUGAGUUUUACAAAUCAAAAGAAACCUCCAAAUGGGUACAAGAUACUUCUGCAAAGGCUGCCAUUUGGCUAGGAC